This is a messenger RNA of Monascus purpureus, 3430 nucleotides long. Lineage: Eukaryota; Fungi; Ascomycota; Eurotiomycetes; Eurotiales; Aspergillaceae. The record is from the annotation of a GenBank genome assembly.
AUGGUUUCGAAAAAGACAGUGGGGUCGGCUAAUGCGAAUGCCAACCUCAAGCAUGGCGUUGGAAACACGGCGUCUUCGUCUCUGAGCCUGACGCAGGCCCAGAAGGCAAAGGCGUCAAUUGAGGAGGAUGAAAGAAUGAAGCGCAUGGAAUGGGAAGUUAAGGUCAAACAUCUUGGCUUAUUGGGGGUGCUUGCUUGGCUAUUGUCCUUACAUGUUGUUGGGAUAUUCUUCUUUACAAAAGGGUUCCUCCUAACGCGGACCAUCUUGGAAAACAAAUCGUCAUGCGAAGUACUCCCCUUUGUUGAUCCAGUCACAUUGCUGCCAACCACGGCAUCGAAUACUGCCAAGGGCUGUUGGCAUCCGAAAUCGUUUGACAAGGCCGUUGUCAUUAUAAUAGACGCUUUGAGGUACGAUUUUACAGUCCCAUUUACACCGAAAUCAGAAGACGAAAAGGCACAUCUGUUCCAUGACAACAUACCUGUUCUUUACGAAACUGCUGUGGAAUCUCCAGGGCAUGCGUUCUUGCUGCCUUUCAUAGCCGAUCCGCCGACCACGACUCUGCAGCGCCUCAAAGGACUGACAACUGGAACUCUUCCUACGUUCGUAGAUGCUGGCUCCAAUUUCGCUGGAAUGGUCAUCGAUGAGGAUAAUCUAGUGGCGCAAUUACAGGCUGUUGGGAAGAAUUUGGUUCAGCUUGGUGAUGAUACCUGGUACAGUCUGUUCCCGGAUCACUUUGAUUCGAAUUUCUCGCGGCCAUUUGACUCGUUUAACGUGUGGGACCUGCAUACUGUCGACAACGGCGUGACGGAACAUCUAUUCCCCCUGCUACACCGGGACAAUGCCACGAAAUGGGAUGUCAUUUUUGGCCACUAUCUUGGUGUUGAUCAUGCUGGCCACCGGUAUGGACCAAAUCACCCGGCCAUGGCUGCCAAACUUCGGCAGAUGGACCAGGUAGUCCGGGAUCUCAUGGCCGCCGUGGAUGAGAAUACGUUAUUAGUGGUAAUGGGUGACCACGGCAUGGACUCAAAGGGUGACCAUGGGGGCGAGUCGGAUGAUGAGCUUAGAGCGGCAUUGUGGAUGUACUCAAAGAGAGAAAUCUUCGGCCGUAUCGACCCUAUGAACGUCCUACCGCCGAAGACCGCCGAGGAGCGGGCGAUUCCUCAAAUUGAUCUUGUGCCGACUUUCUCUCUGCUCCUCGGGCUACCUAUACCUUUCAAUAACCUAGGUUCGCCAAUUGACGAAGCGUUUUCCGGGUCCCGCGGAAAUGAUAUGAAGAAUCUGGUGGCUGUCAACCGCCUGGCCUCUGCGCAAAUCAAGAGAUAUCAAGAUGAAUACGCAAUUUCACGAGGGGGCGAUGCUGACCGGUCAGUUAAGUCUCCUUUGCUCUGGGACGCAGCAGAGAAGGAGUGGCAGAAGGUCUCGAAGAUGUCACGGCCGAGCGCUGCAUCCCUACGUGUGGCCUAUGACCUCUACCGGAGUUACCAGCGGGAAACUCUCUCUGUAUGUCGCGGACUUUGGACCAAGUUCCAUGUUCCAAGUAUGAUCUGGGGGGUUGGGGUUCUCUUCGCGGCAAUUUCUCUAUUAGUGUUCUACGCUCGAGGUCUCCAGAUGGACAGAACGGACCUUAAUUCUCCAUUACUUUCAUAUGCCGGGUCAGGUCUAGGAUUGGGUGCAGUGACUGGAUUAUCCAUUAUAUCACUUGGAUUGGUACAAGAGUCGGCUAUUGAACUUUCUGCUUUGUUGGCCGCCGUGGGAAGUAUAUCGGGGGCCUCUUUGGCAAUUUUCGGCAUUCCAAGAAAGGUCUUGCCGCCUCUUCCUAAUUCCUUGUGGAGCUGGCUUGCCGUUCUCUUCACCGUCUCUCAAUCUGUCGGAUUUGCUUCGAAUUCGUAUACGAUCUGGGAAGAUGAAAUCCUCCUAUUUUUCCUCACAACUUUCGGCGUUGUUGCCGGCGCCUCUUCUAUGCGCCAGAAGACCACUUCCGACAGGGUCUUGGGAGUGUAUCAUUCGAUACUCUUCAUAAUCUUUGGGAGGGUAGCGUCUCUCGCGCGUCUCUGCCGUGAAGAGCAAAUGCCGUUCUGCCGUUCCACCUAUUAUUCUUCCUCUACAUCGUCCACCUCUGCACCUUGGACCCUUGCAAUACCUUUUCUGUUGGCUCUUCUUCUCCCCGCGGUCGUACGGUCCUUUUACGUCUCGUCAAAAUCCUACGAAGGAGCCGCUACGCUGUGGAUUGGCAUUGCAUUCCGCUUUGGGCUACUUGUCACGGCUCUCUAUUGGUUGUUUGAGGCUGCUGACGACGGUGAAUGGUUCAGCUUAAGCAAAGAGACAUUGAAGUCGGUCCGUGUGUUCCUCGCUCAAUUCGUCAUCGCGUUGGCCUUGGCCGUUGGCACGACCGCAUACUUCUACUCGAAGCCAUGCGUCAGCGUCAGCGUGAGCCAGGGCGUUUCUGAGCCCGAGAAAGGCAGUGACCCACAACAACCCCCACGGACCACAAUUACGAUUUUAGGGUUCGGCAACGUCUAUGGAACCCGUUUCUUCUUCCUUGUCAUCAACUUCUGUCUAGCCAUAAUUCUCGUUCAGAAACCCAUAGGCCAGGGCGCCAUCGGAUUGCUCCUCUGGCAGAUUCUCUCUCUCCUUGAGAUCCUCGACACGAAUGCAUUGACGCUCAAGAACUCCGCCAUCGGCCCCGUUGUACUGGGCCUCCUAGGCUCAUUUUAUUACUUCAAAACCGGCCACCAGGCCGUCCUCAGCACGAUUCAGUGGGAAUCGGCAUUCAUCCCCCUCUCCACCAUCAAAUAUCCCUGGUCUCCCCUCCUUGUGGUUCUGAACACUUUCGGCGCCCAGAUCCUCGCUGCCGUGGCCGUCCCUCUCACAGUUCUCUGGAAACGCCCUCUCGAGACAUCUGACCGCGGUUCACCCCUAUCUUCUGACCCUACUUCUGAAUCUACCUCUUCUUCGUCGAAAGAAAAACAGAAACCGCGCAACCCCGCUACAAAACUCCUGUCAGAUGUUAUCCAAGCGUCGACGACGCAUCUACUUUACCUAACCACUAUCAACCUUGCCACGACACUAUGGGCAGGCCACCUCCGUCGUCACCUCAUGCUAUAUCGCAUCUUCAGCCCCCGAUUCAUGAUGGGUGCCGCGGUCCUGGUCGUUGUGGAUGUUAUAACACUCGUUGCGGUGGCUGGAGUGCGGUGGACCGUAUUGAGCGUGGGAGACGUCUUUGGAUGGUGAAUGAGAGGGUAAACACCAUGUAAUUAUAGAUUUGGGGACGAUUUAUGAAUGCGUUGUAAUUAAUUGUGGUUCCUUGGAUUUAAAAUUCUCUUGUGGUAUGCACGAAAGCGAGGGUUUACUUAUGUUUAAUUAUCGAUUUAACCCUAUAACCCUACAUAUAUAAAUGAAUAUUAUAGAUCAAUGAAAUAUAGAAUUUGUA